AGAGCCGGUAAUCGGCAUCCCUCAGAGGGGACAUGUGCACUGAUCAUCAGGGCACUGAUGAUCACCCCAGCAGUGCCACCUGUCAGUGUCCAUCAGUGCCAGCUGUCAGUGCUCACCCAUGCCACCUGCCAGUGCGCAUCAGUGCCACAUCAAUGCCACAUAUCAGUGCCUACCAGUGCACAUCAAUGCCACAUAUCAGUGCCCAUCUGAGCUGCCUUUCAGUAUCACCCAUCAGUGCCAAUCAGUGCCACCUAUCAAUGCCAGUCAGUGCCACCUAUCAGUGCUGCCAAUCAGUGCCACCUAUCAGUGCCAGUCAGUGCCGCCUAUCAGUGUCGCCUAUCAGUGCCCGUCAGUGCUGCUUAUCAGUGCCGCCUAACAGUGCCAGUCAGUGCCACCUAACAGUGCCAGCCAGUGCAGCCUAUCAGUGACAGUCAGUGCCGUCUAUCAGUGCCACCUAUCAGUGUCACCUACCAGUGCCAUAUAUGAAUGCUGCCUUUCAGUGCCCAUCAGUGAUGCCUGUCAAUGCCCAUCAGUGACACCUACCAGUGCCUCCUCAUCAGUGCCCAUCAGUGCCACCUAUCAGUGCCCAUCAGUGCAGCCUCAUUAGCGCACAUCAGUGAAGGAGAAAAAUCACUUAUUUACAAAAUUUUAUAACAAAAACCUAAGAAAAACCUUUUUUUUUCAAAAUUUUCAGUGGUUUUUUUGGUUUGUUUAAGAAAAAAUAA
Messenger RNA from Staurois parvus, 725 nucleotides. Lineage: Eukaryota; Metazoa; Chordata; Amphibia; Anura; Ranidae. The record is from the annotation of a GenBank genome assembly.